GAUUGCCUCUGGUGAUAAGUGCUACUGAAGAUGUCAGAAGUAGAGUGGAGGCGGAAAUGGAAGCCAGAUUUGAAAGCAUGUCCGUGGCAACCGAUAACGAUUGCCAGUCAACAGUAUCUGUUCAAAUGCAUGUACACACACAGUUCAUACGAACUAUUGUUUACAGACAACGUGAAGUUCUGGUUUGAACAACUCGAAGGAGAUGAUUUGGAGGAAAGAACUGUUGCACUGAAUCCAAGUGUGAAAGCAACACCAACAAGGAUUCUGGAUGAAAUACAGAACUGCCUUGAGAAACCGUCAAAGAAAACUAAUUUAUCAGCAUCACGUAAAAAGAACAAAUUCGUUAUAAAUGUUGAUUCACAAUUGGCAGGAAUGGCUUUUGUUUGGCAGUUUCGUUGUGAGGAGGCAGACAGCAGCAUGAUUUCAGAGAACUUCAAUGUACCUUUAUUGGCAAUGGUUGCUGAAUUAACUCGUCGAAAUAAAGAAUUGAUAAAAAUUAUAGAAGCCAAAGAUAAAGAAAUUGAUGACUACAAAUCUCAGGGGGCCAAAACAUCUAGGAAGCAUAUAGAAACUGCCAUGUUUGUAACCACUGCAUUUGAGAAUGACAUGAUUAUGUCAAGAGAUUUUGAAGAGGAAGUGAAGCGACUUGGAUCUUCUGGAUUUUCUGAGGACAAUCAGGAUCUGUACAGACAGAUCAUGACUCGUUACGCAUACUUAACUAGACCAGUGGCAGCAGAGGAGACAACAGAUGAAUCUGUAGAUGAUAAGAAGACCCCUUCUGUAAAUUCAUGGGAAAUCAACAGAUUACCAGCCUCUCUAGCUGACCGCAGUCCUGUUAAAUCUGUAAACAACUCACCACAAAAAAGUCCAGCCAAGAGCAGCAGCUCCGAAGAACCAUCACCAGUCAAGGAUUCAGAGUUACUCAGGAGACAAGCACUGGAGAGAAAGCUCGAGGAUGAAGAGAGAAAGAAGAAUGAACCCAAGAAAAAGAAGAAAAAGAUUGCCUUCUGAUAACCACCAUUCUGAAACUAAAUCUGAUGGACAUUUGAUACAGAUUUCAGUGUACAUGUACCUCAAAAAUUUAACAUGGAUAACAUACAGUUGGUUCACCCUUUCAGUAUAGAUUAUGAAGGCAUAUGAAAGGACUCGAGAACAAAUAUAUGUUGGAUAGUUAUAUGUCAAAAUAAAAACUUAUAUGAGAUAUCACUAAAGAUUAUAACAUAGAUCUGUAAAUAUUUUUUGUAGUUCACAUCUGAAUGUAUUUCAUUUAUAAUUAAAUGUAGUUUCAAUGAAAUUCUUUUCAGUAAAAAUAGAUAUGAUUAAAUG
Saccostrea echinata is the source of this 1326-nucleotide messenger RNA. RefSeq names its product non-homologous end-joining factor 1-like. NCBI's taxonomy places the organism in Eukaryota, Metazoa, Mollusca, Bivalvia, Ostreida, Ostreidae. Gene Ontology annotation, biological process: double-strand break repair via nonhomologous end joining. Gene Ontology annotation, cellular component: nucleus; DNA ligase IV complex. Gene Ontology annotation, molecular function: DNA end binding. Bases 31 to 1011 code for a protein of 326 amino acids. The record is from RefSeq and is a predicted model, not a curated record. The transcript has a single exon.